CAAUUACAUUUUUAUCUUUAUAAAUUAUCUCGAGAGUUCAAAUGAAUUGAUAAACAUAAACAGACAAUUUCGUUUCAAGUUUGUUCAGUGACAAAAAAGACAUUGAUCUAAACUUUUUUUUCUCUUGUCUUCUGUCUCACGUGACAGAAUUUCUGCACUCUAUUUCAUAAAUAAGACUUAAUUGAAAUCAACCCAAAGAACUUCCAUUGUUUGACUAUAUCGUUUUGUCCUUGACUUCUAUAUGUCAAUUAUUUUUAUCAAUUUUUUUCAAAAUUUAGAUUGCAGUCGUUCUUAAACAAAUUGUUAUACGGAAAAAUUCAGUGUUGGUGUUUUGAAAAAUUGUGAAACGAAUUUCAUAAAAAGGAUAAUGUUGAAAAAUGUUUGUUUUCUUGUUUUGAUUGUCCUCGCGAGUCAAAUAGAAUCUUUACUACUUCAUGAUGGAUGGAUCGGAGUUAUUAAAUCAAAAGAACAAUCGUUUCCAGCGACAGUUCCUGGUGGAAUUUACACAGACUUGGAAAAGGCGCAAAUUAUUCCGAAAAAUUUUAAAGGAUCAAAUGAUGUGAAAAAUCGAUGGGUUGUCAAUGAGACUGUAAUUUAUUUUACAAACUUUGAAGUUACGGAAGAAUUUUUGAAAGCACCUAAAAUUGCUUUAAUAUUUCACGGUUUGGAUACAUUUUCGACUAUAUUUUUGAAUGAUGAAUACAUCGGAACUUCGGAUAAUAUGUUUGUGAAAUACAAUUUUAAUGUGAAGAAGCACUUGAAGAAAGAAGUGAAUUCGACGAAUAAGUUGGAAGUACAUUUUGCAUCGCCAUUAAAAAUUUCAGAAAUGUUUUACGACAAACAAAAAUUGAAUUACGAAGUGGUUCCAAAGUGUACUCCUGAAAAAUAUAAUGGCGAGUGUCAUGUUAAUCACAUUCGAAAAAUGCAAGCCAGCUUCAGUUGGGAUUGGGGUCCGGCUUUUCCCUCAAUUGGAAUUUGGAAAGAUGUGGAAUUAAUUCCUGUGACCGAUGCAUACGUGACGGAAAUUACAGCGGACGUUGUUAAAAGAAAUUCCCAUUGGGAAAUAAAUGUUGGAGUAUUUUUCGACACUUUAUCCUAUGAGAGAGAUUUCACUUUCAAUGGAGUUUUACAAUCAGUAUUAGAACUCGAUGAUGGAAAAUCGAUAACGAAUUCUACGGAGUUUUCAUUAUCGGUGAAAUGGAAAUAUUCGAAUAUUUCUCUUACUCUACAAGUUCCACUCGAAUCAGUGAUGUUGUGGUGGCCGAACGGAUACGGAGAUCAAAAGCUCUACAAUCUCAUCACUUACGUUCAAAUUGUCCCCUAUGAGACGAAGUCCAUGAAAAAAAUUGGUUUCCGAACUAUUGAAUUAAUUCAAGAUCCUCUCGACGAGGGUUUAACGUUUUAUUUUCGUGUGAAUAAUUUGCCAAUUUUCGCGAAAGGAAGUAAUUACAUUCCAGGAAGUAUUUUCCCCGAGUUGAGUACGAGGAGAGAGACUAUUUUGCCACUAUUAACAUCGGCGAAGGAGGCGAAUAUGAAUAUAUUACGUGUCUGGGGCGGUGGAAUGUAUGAAUCAAAUCUUUUCUACGAAUUGGCUGAUGAAUUGGGAAUUUUAAUAUGGCAGGAUUUUAUGUUCGCCUGCAGUAUGUAUCCAACUAAUGAGGAUUUUCUAAAAAGUGUGUCCAAUGAAGUUUCACAAAAUGUCAUUCGAUUGAAACAUCACGCGAGCAUUGCUCUCUGGGCGGGCAAUAAUGAAAAUGAAAUUGCACUUUAUGGCAAUUGGUAUGGAACUGGAAACAAACAGGUUUACAAGGAUGAUUAUAUUAAAUUGUACGUGGAAAUUAUUAAGAAUAUUGUCGAAAAAUUGGACCCAACGAGGUCGUAUGUCGUCUCAAGUCCCAGCAAUGGAUUGUAUAGUGAUCAUAAUGGUUAUCUUGGAACGAAUCCGGGAUCAAAUUUAUAUGGAGAUGUUCAUUAUUAUAAUUAUCUACAAAACGGAUGGGAUAUGAAUCACUUUCCACGAGCGAGAUUCUCUUCGGAAUAUGGUUUUCAAUCUUGGCCCUCGGUGGAGACGUUGAUUUCUGCUGCGGAAUAUGAUGAGGACUUGAAAAUUCGCAGUGAUUUUAUGCAACAUCGACAACAUUUGCAGGGUGGCGAUGAAUUUAUGAAAUUGUUGAUCGAAAAGAACUUUAUUAUUCCCGAGAGUAAUAAUACGCGAAGGGAUCUUGAAGAUUUUGUCUAUCUCAGUCAAAUUAAUCAGGCGGUUUCAAUUCAAAUGGAAACGGAAUUUUAUCGACAAGGAAAAAGUUUUUUGAAUGCAAACGGUGAAGGUUACACGCGUGGUGCACUUUAUUGGCAAUUAAAUGAUGUCUGGCAAGCUCCUUCUUGGUCCUCGAUUGAAUUUGGUGGACGAUGGAAGAUGCUGCACUAUUUCGCAAGAGAUUUUUUCGCCCCCGUGAUUGUGAGUUCACGUUUGUCUUUGGCUCGAGAUCUGACAAUCUACAUAAUUUCGGAUUUGCAUCGUCCUCUAAAAGAUUUAUCACUGACUUUAAAUAUUUACAAAUGGACUUCAAUUAUUCCAGUGUCGAUUCAAAAAUUCCCGAAUCUCUCACUAAAUUCCGAUGAAUCGAAAGUGGUGAAGAAACUUUGGUUGGACGAUUUCUUGAAGAAUAAUAAUUGUGGAAUUUUGGAGUCGGUGAAAACUAAUUGCUUUUUGGAAAUUUUGUUAGAAAAUGAUGCCAAAGACGAAAUUAUUGGUGUAAAUUACGUUUAUCCAUCUCCUUUGAAAACGAUUUCAUUGCCUCCUGCUAAUGUUAAAAUGGAAGUAAAUCCGAAAAGUUUGCCUGGCAAGAUGGCAAAUUAUUCCGAUUACGAAAUUGAAUUGACGUCGGAUAAUAUAGCUCUAUUCGUUUGGCUAGAAAUGGGAUCAUUGAAAGGGAGAUUUUCUGAAAAUGGCUUUCAUAUCUUAAAGGGGAAGAAGAAAAUUAUUUUACACGCAUUUGAGGCAAUGACACCAAAAGAAAUAAUGAAACAUGUUUACCUGAAAGUACUGUCGGAUGUUUACAAACCAUAAAAAAAUAACUAGAUAGAAAUUGACAAAGUCCAUCAUGACGGAAAAUAAAAAUCGCGAUGUAAAUAAAUUUCAAAUCCAAUUAAAGCGACAAGUAUGACAAAUGCAAUGCCACAUAACACAUAAAUGGUAUCAAUCAUAUUUCACCAAAGACUUUACAUAUUUUAAUUAUUUUAAUUUUGAAUCGUUGUCGGAAAAAUUUGUACUACAUUAAUAACAAAAAUUCAUUAUUUCAUCAUA
Molecule: messenger RNA, 3307 nt
Organism: Leptopilina heterotoma
Lineage: Eukaryota; Metazoa; Arthropoda; Insecta; Hymenoptera; Figitidae
Gene: beta-Man
Product: beta-mannosidase
Exons: 11
Coding region: 368-3070 (900 amino acids)
Biological process (GO): glycoprotein catabolic process
Molecular function (GO): beta-mannosidase activity
Source: RefSeq, a predicted model, not a curated record